AUGCCUCAUUAUCCGACCCACUACUCAUUCUCUAGCAUCGAUUGCAACCCCAACGGUCGCGUGGCGUCGCUAAACAUCGUCUACGUUUCGCUCUUCGGUGCCCUCCCGCCUGGAAUCGACAUGUUGGGAAGGCUCUUCAACCUCACCCUCUUAGGGACCAACCUGACCUGCCCACUGCAGGUGAAAAUAUGCAGACUAACCUCGCCGAAGCUCGUAAAUAUCAAUCAGAAUGCGUUCGCCGACGCCGCUUCUGGCGAGGUUGUGGUGGGCUUUUUCCUAACUCAAGGUGUUCGAUGUGCUCAAGAACAAUUUCUCUGGCAGCCUGCCGGCUCCGCCAACAACAAUUUCUCUCGGCCCACAGGCGAUGGGUCUCCAAACUGUCGCCUCUCGACCGGGGCCAACUCACCCUCGACCUGA
Striga asiatica is the source of this 417-nucleotide messenger RNA. NCBI's taxonomy places the organism in Eukaryota, Viridiplantae, Streptophyta, Magnoliopsida, Lamiales, Orobanchaceae. The record is from the annotation of a GenBank genome assembly.